ACGCGGCGGCGCAUCAACCACUUUCACACGCUGAUUAAAGAAUACAGCAAGCUGGCUUCAAAGAGGCAAGCGCGCGGCAAUGAUUUAUCUGCAGAGGACAUGGUGAGUAUAGGUGAGCGGAUCGAGGAUGUGUCGCGGGAGAUGGCGCAGAUGGGCGGUCUGGACUGGUACCAAAAGGCUAGUCUGUUGGGCCAGUGCAAGCAGCGCGGCGGUGAUACGAGCAGAUGGCUGGUGCCGAAGAUGCGGGACUUGGGCGUGGACAAGAGGCCCGGGAAGACAAGGCUGUUGGAUGUUGGGGCCCUGAGCUGUCUGAACUACGCCAAGGAGAGAAAAUGGAUUGACGUGACGCCGAUUGACUUGAACUCGCAGGAGCCGGGCAUAUACAAGCAGGACUUUUUGGACAUUGAGCUUGACAGCAAUGCCCCUGUUCCAUUAUUUCCGUUCGAAGUUAUCUGUCUAUCGCUAGUGGUGAAUUUCAUAGGUGAUCCGGCCAGGCGCGGCGACAUGCUGAAGCAAGCGGCGCGGUUGCUCGCGCCCGAGGGACUCUUGUUUCUCGUCCUCCCCCUCUCUUGUGUUGCCAACUCGCGGUACCUUGACGACGAGCGGCUUUUGGAAAUAAUGCAGUUCUUGGGAUUCACCCAGCUCCACCAGAACCACACGGCAAAACUUGCACAUUAUCUCUACCGCCUCACAGCCAGCAUACCUGCUACCGCAUCAGCAUCGGGAGAUGAGCCGCAAUUUAAGAAAAAGAUGCUUCACUCGGCACCCGGUAGAAACAACUUUUCAAUUGUAGUAUAG
Molecule: messenger RNA, 798 nt
Organism: Kickxella alabastrina
Lineage: Eukaryota; Fungi; Kickxellomycota; Kickxellomycetes; Kickxellales; Kickxellaceae
Exons: 2
Cellular component (GO): nucleolus
Molecular function (GO): rRNA (adenine) methyltransferase activity
Source: RefSeq, a predicted model, not a curated record